GACUAUUUCCUUAAAAUAUGUUGACUGCUAAAAGACACAAAUUAAACUAUGAAGAUGAAAAAUAAUGAUUUAAGAAUAUUGUAAAUAUGCUUACGUAAAUGACGCAUGUUCUAUUAUAUAUAAUGAAAAAGGUUUAACUUGUCUCAAAACAUAAUUUAGACAAAUUAAAUAUAUAUAAUCAUAUAUUUUUUUAAUGUGUCAAGCACAAUGUAAAAAUAACAAAUAUACGGUAAAAUUAAUACGACACGUGCAACGCACGUGCACCUGUCUAGUCCCUUUAAAAACCCUAAACCUUCACACUGCGGAUAGAACGUCGUCGUUUUAACAGGCAAGAAACCCUUUCCCCCUUUUCAUCUCACAGUCAAUUGAUUCCUUGAUGUCCAAUUUGUGACCUAUAAUCAUGGCUGCUCCACUCGUACGCAGGAGUUUAACCAAUCUAUUCCCCAAAAAUUCUUCUUCUCUAUACAAAUCCCAUGUUUUUUAUACUCAAAAUUUAUCGACAAUUAGCGAAAAUCAACCCAUCGACGCGCCUACAGUUUCCGAUUUCUUGAUGCAGAAGCACAAUUUCUCUCCCGAAGCAGCUUCGCAGGUGGCCGCUGGUUUAACUUCGUUGAAAACCCUAGAAAAUUCCGAUUCAAUUCUGUCGUUCCUCAAAGAGAGCGGGUUUUCGAGCACCCAAUUGGAAAGGGUAGUGAAAUACCGGCCCGCAUUCCUCUCCGCAAAUCUCGAGAAAAUCAUCAAGCCCAAAAUUCGGAUUUUCCAAGAUUUGGGGUUUUCCGCCGAUGAAAUUUCUCUGAUUAUACCCUUGGUUUUGCAUUCGAGUGUUAAUAACAGACUAAUCCCUUCUUUAUCCGUGCUUAAGAACUUAUUAGGAACCGAUUUGCAAGUGGCGAAAGUUUUAAAGGUUUCGGCUUGGUUUUUGGUGACAGAUUUAGAAAAAAGUUUGGUACCGAAUGUCGAAUUCUUGAAAAGUUGUGGGGUAAGCGUAAACCAGAUAAUCAAGCUCAUGUAUAUAGUCCCGCGUGUUUUCUUGAGUAAGCCGGAAAACAUGAAGAAAUUCGUCGAAAAGGCCGACGAAAUGGGGGUUAGUAGGAAAUCAGGUAUGUUUAUUUACGCGGUUCGUGUAGUUAGUUCGAUGACGGACGAGAGUUGGGAGAUGAAGGUGAAGACUUUUCGGAGUUUGGGAUUUUCGGAUAAUGAUAUCUCGAGAGUGUUGAGAAAUGCGCCGAUGGUGUUUUCCGUGUCGGAGAAUAAGAUAAAGAAGAUUGUGGAGGUUUUGGUCGGGACCGGGAAAUACGACAUGCGGCGUAUUGUGAACAACCCGACUUCGCUUAUGUACAGUGUCGAGAAAAGGUACUUGCCUCGGUUGAGGGUUUUGGAGGUUUUGGAAAAACGGAAUCUUAUUAAGAAGUGGCCUUGUCUCGGAACUUUCCACUUGCUUUCGGAUUCGAAGUUUUUCAAGAAAUUUGUCGCCCCUUAUUUAGAUGAAGUUGGCGAAGUGUACGACGGGAGAUGAAUGAAAACUUGCUUGA
Messenger RNA from Erythranthe guttata (spotted monkey flower), 1532 nucleotides. The record is from RefSeq and is a predicted model, not a curated record. NCBI's taxonomy places the organism in Eukaryota, Viridiplantae, Streptophyta, Magnoliopsida, Lamiales, Phrymaceae.